Lemur catta (Ring-tailed lemur) is the source of this 2143-nucleotide messenger RNA. RefSeq names its product antizyme inhibitor 2 (gene AZIN2). The transcript is spliced from 10 exons. Gene Ontology annotation, biological process: positive regulation of catalytic activity; negative regulation of protein catabolic process; positive regulation of polyamine transmembrane transport. Lineage: Eukaryota; Metazoa; Chordata; Mammalia; Primates; Lemuridae. The record is from RefSeq and is a predicted model, not a curated record. Bases 417 to 1799 code for a protein of 460 amino acids. Gene Ontology annotation, molecular function: ornithine decarboxylase activator activity; catalytic activity. Gene Ontology annotation, cellular component: cytoplasm.
GGGGUCGGUGGCUGCUGGGCGGGCGGGGCGCAGGCCGCGGGGCCCGAGCCGGGGGGAGCGAGCGAGCGGAGGCGCCGAGGAUCCGAUUCACUCGCUUGGGAGAUCUAUGGGCCGAAGCCGUGUAAAUGCGUUUUAAGGCGAGUGCGGGGAGUGGCCUGGGGACCCUCGGCGAGCGGUCGCCCUCGGCUCCGGUGCUGACCUAUCCCCUGGCCCCUCUUCCCUCCUCUCAGCAGGGGCCUCGGCUCCGCAACUGCCACUCCUCGGGGUGUUGCACAAGUUUCGAGGUCACCGGCGACCCCCCCUAGCAGCACGCCUGGCUCUGGCCCCCGCGAAGGAGGACGGGGCUUGUGUGUUGCAUACUUUCUAAGCGGCGGCUGCAGCAGCGGCUCCACCCAGCCCGUCAGCUCCUCCAAAGCAUGGCUGGCUACCUGAGCGAAUCGGACUUUGUGAUGGUGGAGGAGGGCUUCAGCACCCGAGACCUGCUGGAGAAGCUCACUCUGGGGGCCUCACAGGCCACCACGGGUGAGGUUGCUGCUUUCUUCGUGGCGGACCUGGGUGCCGUCAUGAGGAGGCACUUCAGCUUUCUGAAGUGCCUUCCGCGAGUCCGGCCCUUUUACACUGUCAAGUGCAACAGCAGUCCAGGUGUGCUGAAGGUCCUGGCCGAGCUGGGGCUGGGCUUCAGCUGUGCCAACAAGGCAGAGAUGGAGUUGGUCCAGCGUAUUGGUGUCCCUGCCAGUAAGGUCAUCUACACCAACCCCUGUAAGCAAAUCGCACAGAUCAAGUAUGCUGCCAAGCAUGGGAUCCGGCUGCUGAGCUUUGACAACGAGAUGGAGCUGGCAAAGGUGGUAAAGAGCCACCCCAAUGCCCAGAUGGUUCUGUGCAUUGCCACUGAUGACUCCCACUCCCUGAGCCGCCUGAGCCUCAAGUUUGGAGCGUCGCUGAAAUCGUGCAGACACCUGCUUGAAAAUGCCAAGAGGAGCCACGUAGAGGUGGUGGGUGUGAGUUUUCACAUUGGCAGUGGCUGUCCCGACCCUCAAGCGUACGCUCGGUCCAUCGCAGAUGCCCGGCUUGUGUUUGAAAUGGGCACCGAGCUGGGCCACAGGAUGCACAUCCUGGACCUUGGUGGCGGCUUCCCUGGCAUGGAGGGGGACAAAGUGAGAUUCGAAGAGAUUGCUUCUGUGAUCAACUCAGCCUUGGACCUGUACUUCCCAGAGGGCUGUGGCGUGGACAUCCUUGCUGAGCUGGGGCGCUACUACGUGACCUCAGCUUUCACUGUCGCAGUCAGCAUUAUUGCCAAGAAGGAGAUUCUUCUGCACCAGCCCGGCAGCGAGGAGGAAAACGGUUCCGCCCCCAAGACCGUCGUGUACCACCUUGAUGAGGGCGUGUAUGGGAUCUUCAACUCAGUCCUGUUUGACAACAUCUGCCCUAGCCCCAUCCUGCAGAAGAAAUCAUCCACAGAGCAGCCACUAUACAGCAGCAGCCUGUGGGGCCCGGUGGCUGAUGGCUGUGACUGUGUGGCUGAGGGCCUGCGGCUGCCGCAACUACAAGUAGGGGACUGGCUGGUCUUUGACAACAUGGGCGCCUACACGGUGGGCACAGGUUCCCUCCUCGGGGGGACCCGGGCCUGCCGCAUCACCUAUGCUAUGUCCCGGGUGGCCUGGGACGCGCUGCGAGGGCAGCUGCUGCCUGCAGAACAGGACGAGGACGGCGAGGGUGUGUGCAAGCCUCUGUCCUGUGGCUGGGAGAUCACGGACACCCUGUGCGUGGGCCCUGUCUUCACCCCGGCGAGCAUCAUGUGAGCGGGCCCCGUCCCCCCACGGAGAACCCCAGCGGGGCCGCACAGAUGCCUCCGGGAGAGGUGGGGAAGACGGUGGCAAGGGCACCCUCUGGCCAGGACUCUGGUGCCUGCUCUGCCGCUCCCACGCUCCACCUGUAGUGUUUCUGCCCUGUAAAUAGGACCAGUCUUACACUCGCUGUAGUUCAAGUAUGCAACAUAAAUCCUGUCCCUUCCAGCCGUGUCUGCCUCCUCUGCAGCGCAAGGGGCCUGGCCAGCCAGGUGUGGGGGUGUUCUUGGGGUCUCCCUCUGUCUCCUUCCCAUGUUUGUAAAUAUGAAGCAAAUAAAUAUUUAGGUUUUUUAAUACUC